Antrostomus carolinensis (chuck-will's-widow) is the source of this 392-nucleotide messenger RNA. RefSeq names its product cytochrome c oxidase subunit 5A (gene COX5A). The record is from RefSeq and is a predicted model, not a curated record. The annotation marks the transcript as partial. Gene Ontology annotation, cellular component: mitochondrial inner membrane; respiratory chain complex IV. Gene Ontology annotation, biological process: mitochondrial electron transport, cytochrome c to oxygen. The transcript has 3 exons. Lineage: Eukaryota; Metazoa; Chordata; Aves; Caprimulgiformes; Caprimulgidae.
AGCCUUUUCCUUUUCUUCUUGCAUUCAGCUGUACUGCAUGCCCGCUGCUACUCUCAUGGGUCCCAAGAAUCAGAUGAAGAAUUUGAUGCUCGCUGGGUGACUUAUUUCAACAAGCCAGAUAUCGAUGCCUGGGAGCUCAGGAAAGGAAUAAACACACUUGUGGGUUAUGACCUGGUUCCAGAACCAAAAAUCAUCGAUGCAGCUCUGAGGGCAUGCAGACGGUUAAAUGACUUUGCCAGUGCCGUCCGCAUCUUAGAAGUUGUAAAGGACAAGGCAGGACCUCACAAGGAAAUCUAUCCUUACGUUAUCCAGGAACUUAGACCAACUUUGAGUGAAUUGGGAAUCUCUACUCCAGAGGAACUGGGCCUGGACAAAGCAUAAAUCGUAUUGGU